Molecule: messenger RNA, 2412 nt
Organism: Paralichthys olivaceus (Japanese flounder)
Lineage: Eukaryota; Metazoa; Chordata; Actinopteri; Pleuronectiformes; Paralichthyidae
Gene: hand2
Product: heart and neural crest derivatives expressed 2
Biological process (GO): regulation of transcription by RNA polymerase II; heart development
Molecular function (GO): RNA polymerase II transcription regulatory region sequence-specific DNA binding; DNA-binding transcription factor activity, RNA polymerase II-specific; protein dimerization activity
Source: RefSeq, a predicted model, not a curated record
GCCAGUGGUGACCCGGUGCUUGCCCAGAAAGGUCCUGCCUUGCCAAAAGGACUCUGACGCACCAACGGUUACCAGCUGACUCAGAGAAGAGAAAGAUGAAGGAGACACUUUUUGUGACUUUCUAAAUGGAGAAGGAGCAAUAAGAGCUGCUGUGACUUUAUUACGGGAGGUGGAAGGAGAGGAACAAUGUUGUAGAGGAGGAGUUGUGUGGACAGAGCUGAGCAGCACUCCAUUUACAGAUCUAGACCGGGUGAAGCCUCAUGGUGCAGACGUGACAGCCUGCAUUCCAGCUGCUCCGGUCGGACCCCGCUGAGGAGCCUCCUCAAGAUGCAGUCCGCUCCGGACAACCGUUAAACGGCGAAGGCGAGCCUGCAGCAUCCGCGAAGGACGCGGGCGCGCGCGCGUGUGUGUGUGUGUGGCUGGGUGGUGGGGGCUCGUGAGUGUGUGUUUGUGUCACCAUGAGUCUUGUCUCGGGCUUCCCUCACCACCCGGUCAUGCACCAUCACGACAGCCAUCACUAUUCCUUGCAUGCUGCGACUGCAAGUCGAUGUCACGAGGACUCCGGAGCUCCUCCUUACUUCACGAGCUGGUUGAUAAGCCACGCGGAUAUGUCUCCCACUGAGUACAGCCUCGCGCCCGGCUACAGUCCAGAGUACCAUGGCAACAACAGCGGCGGGUCUACCGGUGGCCUCGACCCCCACCAUCACCAUCACCACCACUAUGGGCCCGGCAGUUUGGUUCCGGGGACCGGGACCAUUUCCGUUAAUGGAGCUACGGUCGGUAUGCACCUCCACCACCACACACACCCUCGGACUGUGAAGCGGAGACCUACGGCCAACCGUAAAGAGAGGCGGAGGACCCAGAGCAUUAACUCGGCCUUUGCGGAGCUGAGAGAGUGUAUCCCCAACGUCCCAGCAGACACCAAGCUGUCCAAGAUCAAGACACUGCGGCUGGCUACCAGCUACAUCUCCUACCUGAUGGACAUCCUGGACAAGGACGGACAACACGGAGACACACAGGCUUUCAAGGCCGAGCUGAAAAAGUCGGAGGUUAGGGAGGAGCGGAGGAAGAGAGAAGCGGUGGAGAUCCCUAAGACAACUUCAUCAUCAUCAUCACCAUCAUCCUCGUCCUCGUCGUUGUUCUCCUCAUCAGCAGGCGAUAAGAAGAGUAAAGGACGAACAGGGUGGCCUCAACAUGUCUGGGCUCUGGAACUCAAACAGUAGCGACACCCUCACUACAACAACAGCACUCUUGUUUCCACCAGCUCUGCCCUCAAAGACUGUGACAGCAUCGACCCAAUCUGACGAACUGUAUUGUCUCAGCUUCACACAGAAAUGUAAACGCUGUGCAAACGUGUAGCCUAAAGCUCAAUUUCCUUUAUAUUGAUGAGACCAUUGGCUUGCUUGUUGCGUAGAGAUCCCAAAAGAACAUCACUCCCAUACUUUCAUUAAGAGACCUCUGUGACUCUGUGCUGUGUAAAGGUUUAACUUCGAACCCUCAUUUCCUCCAUACAUUUUACCACGACAGAGAAAUCUCCCAUGAAUCACAUAGUCUUUGUUCUUUUUCUUUUAAAGUAAUAGAAAAUUAUAACACAAAGUUGUAAUUUACAUACACUUAAUGGGGAAAAUGGCAACCAUCCUUUUCUAGUAAUUCAGUAUGUUUGAUGCCAGUGGAAGACUAAUUGAAAAUACAAUGAAUGUCUGCGGGCUUAAGCUACAGAGCACAUGUGCAUUAGAGACAAGUCAGUGGGGUCUAUGGGGUUAAAUAACUCACAAACUAUUAUUAAUGUGUAUAUUUGACCUCAGAAAUCGAUAGGGUCUACUCUUACAUUUGUCGCGCAUCUAACAAACAGUUUUGCGGCAGAUAUUUUCACUGUCAGCUUCUCGAAGACCUCAUUAAAUCAUUUACAAUGGUGUGCGGCAAAUCAUUUUCCUCUGACGCAAAUCAGAAUGCGUCGGGGAUAGGCCAAACCAUCUCUUUCUCUCUCUCUCUCUCUGUGUCUCUGUCUCUCUCUUUCUCUGUCUCUCUCUCUCUCUGUGUCUCUGUCUAUCUGUGUCUCUCUCUCUCUCUCCAAACACACACACACUGGGUGUUGACACGCUCAUAAUGUACUUGAUGAAAUAUAUUUUUAUGUGCAAUGGGACCGAUGGCCACAACAGCCUCUGAGUGACAGCGGACAUUCACUGUUGCUCUUAUUGUACCACAAGGUAGGCUUAUGUGAAAUUCUCCUUCUGUGUUUCCUCUCAUAACUUUUAAUUGUAAAUGUGGUGACGUCACGGUAAUGAAAAGGUAUCCAUGUUGUGAUGUGGAAAAUGUGGUGGGACUCUUCUAGUGUGGGAUGUAAACAAUGUCAUAAAUUGAAUAAACCACCACCUGCUUAUGGUAACUGGUGCAAACUGGGUUUCUUUCUUA